Molecule: messenger RNA, 932 nt
Organism: Trichomycterus rosablanca
Lineage: Eukaryota; Metazoa; Chordata; Actinopteri; Siluriformes; Trichomycteridae
Gene: gins2
Product: GINS complex subunit 2
Exons: 5
Coding region: 76-636 (186 amino acids)
Biological process (GO): DNA replication; double-strand break repair via break-induced replication
Cellular component (GO): nucleus; GINS complex
Source: RefSeq, a predicted model, not a curated record
AUAACACGCGGGAAAAACAGCACGAGCAGUCAGUCAGCAUUUUAUUAAAAUUCUUUUGUAAUUUUUUUGUAAACAAUGGAUCCUUCUGAAGUCGAGUUUCUUGCCGAAAAGGAACUGGUGAAGAUUAUCCCGAACUUCAGUUUGGAUAAGAUUUAUUUAAUCGGGGGUGACCUGGGUCCAUUCAACCCAGGUUUGCCAGUGGAGGUGCCAGUGUGGCUGGCUCUGAAUCUCAAACAGAGACAGAAAUGCAGAAUAGUUCCUCCAGAGUGGAUGGAUGCAGAUAAACUAGAGGAGAUCAGAGAGCAGGAAAGACGAGAAGAAGCCUUUACUCCAAUUCCAAGCCCAUAUUACAUGGAACUGACCAAGUUACUUCUGAACCAUGCUGCGGACAACAUCCCGAGAGCUGAUGAAAUCCGGACUCUGGUUAAGGACAUAUGGGACACACGCAUUGCAAAACUGCGCCUGUCAGCUGACAGCUUCAUCAGCCGACAGGAAGCUCACGCCGGCCUAGAUAACCUCACACUGAUGGAGAUCAACACCACACGCAGCUUUCUGCUCGACUCUUUAAAUUACAUGUACAAGCUGCGCUCCAACCUCCAGCCCGGCUCAGGCGCUGGGAAAUCACAGGAUUACUGAGCAGAAAAAGACUGUUUUCAUCUACUAGUGCUUCUGUACUGCCUCGAACUGUUUCGUCUGAGCGGUGGUGAGAUUUCUGCAUAAAGCCUUUCACAAAGUGGAAAGCUGAAUUAAAUGUUUAUUGUGCUGUGGGACACGUGGAUACAGAGUUGCACGUUGCUGCUUGGGUAUAAGCGCUUAUGUGAAUUGUUCAGCCGUGCAUCUGGAAAAAAAAGGACUAUAAAAUAAUUUUUUUGUUAAAAAAGGCUUCACAAAUCUGUUGGCCAGAUUUUUUUAUCAAAUAGUAAGUGCAGAAA